UCCCACCACAGCUGUCAGGAAACUGUGUUUGGCUAUAAAUAAAUUUCUGUCGCCCAUCACUGGGCGUCGCUGUGGAUUUCUUUGCACUUUGUUACCAGGAGCCAAAUCUCGCACAAAACCGCGUGGUUUACAAAUCCCGUUCCUCUUUCAACUCGCCUCCAAGAUGCCCACCAAGAAGACCAAGACCAGGAAGCUCCGAGGACACGUCAGCCACGGACAUGGUCGCAUUGGCAAACACAGAAAGCAUCCUGGAGGUCGUGGUAAUGCUGGUGGUAUGCAUCACCACAGAAUCAACUUCGACAAAUACCAUCCGGGGUACUUUGGUAAGGUGGGUAUGAGACAUUACCACCUGAAGAGAAACACAACCCACUGCCCCACCAUCAACCUGGACAAGCUGUGGACGCUGGUGAGCGAGCAGACCAGGGUCAACUAUGGCAAGAAGCCCGACGGACCUGCACCCAUCAUUGAUGCUGUGCGCGCUGGCUACUACAAAGUUCUGGGCAAAGGCAAGCUGCCCAAGCAGCCUGUGAUCGUCAAGGCCAAGUUCUUCAGCCGACGGGCUGAGGAGAAGAUCAAGGAAGUGGGAGGAGCCUGUGUGCUGAUGGCAUAAUGCUCCUGUCAUUGUGUUUUUGCAGAAAUAAACUGUAUAAAUGGAAACUG
This is a messenger RNA of Sander lucioperca (pikeperch), 660 nucleotides long. RefSeq names its product ribosomal protein L27a (gene rpl27a). The transcript is spliced from 5 exons. Gene Ontology annotation, biological process: translation. The record is from RefSeq and is a predicted model, not a curated record. Gene Ontology annotation, cellular component: cytosolic large ribosomal subunit; ribosome. NCBI's taxonomy places the organism in Eukaryota, Metazoa, Chordata, Actinopteri, Perciformes, Percidae. Gene Ontology annotation, molecular function: structural constituent of ribosome. Bases 164 to 610 code for a protein of 148 amino acids.